This is a messenger RNA of Mytilinidion resinicola, 1091 nucleotides long. RefSeq lists its product as uncharacterized. The transcript has a single exon. Bases 1 to 1068 code for a protein of 355 amino acids. NCBI's taxonomy places the organism in Eukaryota, Fungi, Ascomycota, Dothideomycetes, Mytilinidiales, Mytilinidiaceae. The record is from RefSeq and is a predicted model, not a curated record.
AUGUCUCUCAACACCGCAAAGCGGAAGGCGGAGCCAGAUUUUCAGCUCGAAGACUAUGCCUUCAACAUCUUCGGUCAUGCGAUGGCUCUCCCGCAAGAGCACCGAGAGCAGGGUGUCCUCAUUACGGCUCUCGGCGGCUAUUUAGAGAAAUAUUCAUGGCGGCCCCGUCUUCUGAACGAGAGACCGUCGAUUCAGCUGAACAAUCGCGAGAGGAGUGCGCCCGGGCAAGGCUCAAAGCAGUAUCUGCUGGUGGGCUGGAUGUCUCGGCUUUACCCUGACCGAUAUAGAACUCUCAUCGUCAAGAAAGGGAGGCCUGCUGGAACUUUCCUCCCGGAGAACGUACUACCCUGGGACGACAAGAGCCUUGCCUAUAUGGUCGUCGCCCCUAUACUCAAAGCCAGGCCUCAGAUGGUGAAGCUCUAUGCCUUGAUUCCGACGUCCAACGACCUCACGUCCCUAAAGAAGCCUUACGAGGUCCAUUCAGAAUGGGUCUUUUAUCUACCUCAGUACCGCGAUAGCUCUAUAAACCUGAAUGAUAGGAAAACUUUGUGGAAUCAGAAAGUCCUGGCGCAGUCUGUGAGACCGGAUGGAGAGCAAGUCCCAGCCGGGGACGACCAGGAAGCGAGUCGCUUCACUCCUUCGCAAGACAAGGACGGUGAAUCAGAGCCUGAGGAUGAGACUUCGCAGGGAGAGUGCUGUAUGGACAAGAUAAUUCAGGUGCUAAAAGAGAAGGACCCAGAACUCAAAGCAAGGCUGGAAGAGCACCGCGCGGUUAGUCCCUUCCUAGACCUCAAGGUAGAAUUCAGAAAGCAAGAUUCAAUCCGGCUCUACGAAUACUGUCAACACACCUGGCCGGAACUGAAGUGGACGAGUCCGGAUGUGCUCCUCCGCAUUCGAAAAGCCAUGAAACAGAGCACGGCUGCCACUAAAACCCUGCGACAUAGUUGGCUCCCGCUCUUUAUCUCCGAAGCUUCUUUCGCACUCAAAGACGACGAGAUGCUACAAUCUUCCUUAAUCAUCGACUACAUGCUAAUUGUGGUAGUCACUAUAAGCUCACAGGCUCUCUAACACCUACCGCCUGCUCUUUGGCC